Musca vetustissima is the source of this 448-nucleotide messenger RNA. RefSeq names its product probable G-protein coupled receptor CG31760. The coding region runs from base 97 to 333 and encodes 78 amino acids. The transcript has 3 exons. The record is from RefSeq and is a predicted model, not a curated record. Lineage: Eukaryota; Metazoa; Arthropoda; Insecta; Diptera; Muscidae.
GGUGUGGGACUGGUGCCAGAUGAAUCACCUGAUCUAUAUCAGGAAAAUGAGGAACUUAAGGAGCAAAUCCAAAAAUUAGCUCAUCAAAUUGAAUUUAUGAAGACUGUACAUAUGCAAAUCAAUAAUCGACAUUUGAAACCGAAACCCGGUGGCUAUUUCACCAUAACAUCAACAUCAUUCCAGGCCCCAUUCAGUAAAAAUAAUAUGUCUUCUACACAAACGCAAACCUCCAAGACCGGUAAUGAUGAUUCCCAGACCGGUUCCAUAAAUAAAGGUUUUCCCACCAACUUAACACCCUCAAAAACAAAAUCAAAAACAACCGAAAAAGUUUGACGAGGUCAACGAAGUGAAAAAGAUUGCUCAAAUGAAUUUUUUAUUUGGACUACAAACGAACCGCCACAACAAUAUCAGCUGGAUGGCGAUAUUGGCCAGUGUAACACCACCAGCG